This is a messenger RNA of Camelina sativa (false flax), 953 nucleotides long. Lineage: Eukaryota; Viridiplantae; Streptophyta; Magnoliopsida; Brassicales; Brassicaceae. The record is from RefSeq and is a predicted model, not a curated record.
CCACCAUCAAGAAAGAAGCAAAAACUAUGUGGAACUUCUUCAAAUCGAAGUAUUGAAAAUUUUAAUGAUGUAACUGCUGUCAGUGGCAUCAAUCUUCAGGAAGAGGAAAAACAAUUAUUGGAUUCUGGGCCUAAAAAAAGCAGUCGUGUUGCUAAAGAAUUUCGAAGAGUUGUGCAUGAAGAGGAAGCCAAAACGAUUUUGCAGAAAAUUCCACUGCAGAGAAAGCUGACAGAAAUUAGUUGGGUUUUCCAACCCAUCUCUUAGCUGCUUCUUUGAUCUUUUCUUGGAAUCACUUGGAGAAGAAGUUUCAUAUAUGACAGUGGCAAAAAGUGGUUUAAAGCAUAUAGACCAUGAUGUAGAGCGGUGCUUGUCUCUGUGCGUGGAGGAGAGGAUGCGGGGACUAUUGUCGAAUAUAAUACGAAUACCAAAGCAGCGGACUGAUGCUGAGAAGUGUAGACAUCAGACUUUUAUCACGUCUGAUAUCCGGAAAGAAAUUAAUGAAAUGAAUCGGAAGGCGAAAGAGGAAUGGGAAAAGAAACAUGGUGGAGAAGAAAAGGCUAAGAAUGAAGACAAUGAUUUUGAAAAAGAAGACAACCAUUCCAGACAAGUGAAGGCAAAGAAGGACGCAGAUGAAAGGAGAGCUAAGGCUGCAAAUGUUGCUGUUCAUGCAGCCUUUGGAGGAGAUGAUCUGUUUUCAAAAUGGAAAGUUAUGGCAGAAGCACGUCGUAAUAAAUCAUCUACAGGGCCAGGAAGAAACUCCAAGAAACUUUCUGGUGAAAUUGGUGGCACAAAAUCUGGGAAGAACCAGGGUUUAACAGAAGUCCGGUCAAUCUCUGUGAAGGAUGUGAUUGCUGUGCUGGAAAAAGAGCCUCAGAUGGCGAGAUCGACGCUAUUGUAUCGCUUAUACAAUAGGAUCUGCUCGGAUGUUUGAACCGAAGAGAAGAGAUAUAAAC